Molecule: messenger RNA, 423 nt
Organism: Blastomyces dermatitidis ER-3
Lineage: Eukaryota; Fungi; Ascomycota; Eurotiomycetes; Onygenales; Ajellomycetaceae
Exons: 2
Coding region: 1-423 (140 amino acids)
Molecular function (GO): acyltransferase activity, transferring groups other than amino-acyl groups
Source: RefSeq, a predicted model, not a curated record
AUGGUCGACUCGGACGCUGUGGCGCUAUUUGCGAUUCGUUCGCGGCCAGAAGUGGCAGCGCAUGACCACCCAAAAGAACCAUUCAAGUCGAUUGAGCAGACGCGUGAAUGGAUGACAUUCAAGACCUACAAACAGGGGCCCCCAGAUAUCGUGGGCCGUUCUUUCAACUUCGCCAUCUUGGACAAGUCGAUUCCUGAAACGCAAGAGCAACUCAUUGGCUACGUGAGCGUUAACAUGGUAGUCCCCUGUCCUGAGAUUAGACACUCACUUCCCCUUGAAUCGUGGGCAAAGGGAUAUGCCACCGAGGCGUUGCAGAUGAUGUUGAAGAUCUGGUGGGAUCUCCCGAGGCGGAAUGUUACUGAGCGCAGUGGAGGUGAUAGUGGCGAUGGUGAACGUGCGGACAAAAUUUAUGCCACUUGUUAG